CCCUGGGCAUCCCGCUUUCGGUCCAGAGGAUGAGGCUUAAAGGGCUCGUCUCCCCAGGACCUUGAGGCCAAUGGCAGGAACCGGGGCAGAGUGUGUGGGAAGACGGUGUCGGGCGGGGGCGCCUCCUGACCCGUGACCAGCAGCGAGGGGCGCCGAGCCUCCUAGCAGAGAAGAACCGCGGGAGCAGUUCCUGGACUAGGCUCUCGAACGUCCUCCCUUCGAACUUAAAACAAGGAAGAGUCUAAAAGUAGAAGGAAAGGCAGAGGGCCGUGGCCGCGAGGCGGGUAGAAGGUGUCCCCCCCACGCCACCCCGCCCGCAGGAGCCUCUGGGCAGCCCCUGGGCAGCCCCUGCGGUGGCGGGGCCGAGGCAGGGGGCGCCGUCAGCGGGAGGAGCCCGGGAGCAGGCGAACGGGCCGGCGCCCUGGAGGUGGCUCCGCGGGACCCGCCAGGUUGCCCCCCCAGAGCGGGGCUAAGUGACCAGGAGCAGCCAGGACGCAGGCGGCUCGCGGAGGAGGCCAGGAGGCCGACGGGGCCAGGGGCAGAGUCCCCGCCCUCCCUUGAACUAUCCGGUCUGGCAGCUGGCUCCUGUCAAGCCUAGGGAGGCAUUGGGAAACCACUUUUUUUUUUUUUUUUCUAAAGCCUAAAGGCCUUACUUUGGGGUUUCCCCCUGCACCUCUGCUUUCCCCUGAAGGAAGCCGAGAGAGGCAUCUGCUUGUCUCAAGAUGUGGUCAACUCACCUGGAGGGUGUGGGAUUAGGGUGACGCCAGGUGUAGGGAACCCUUCGCCUUCUCCCCGAGUUUAGUGUGGGGUUUGCAGGGAGACAGUGUAAUCAAAGUCCAGAGGUGGCAAGGGGCUUAAUGCUCCUCACACUAUGGGGCUGCAGAGCUUCCUUCCCUAGGGGUCCCUGGGCCCUAUGGGGUUCCAGGCUCCUCAGGUGGUUGCCUCCUGGAACUUUAGGGUCCCGGUGUGAAUUGUGGGGCUUCCCUACCCCAGCGUAAGUUCCUGAGCUGCCCCUCUAGAUGCUUCACUUUUAUAUAAUUCACCCAUGAGGGCUUCCUUAGAUCCUCAGCAGCCCACACCUCUUUUCCUCAUUUCCAUGGAAACUGAUGCAGGUUCUUUUGGCUUUCCCCACUCUCUAGAGCUCAAAUCCUAGGUCUGGGGGCUGCAGAAAUAUCACCCCCAAGUCUCCAGACUCCUGAGAAGGCAGGCCUGAAAAAUCAAGUCCUCACAGCAAGGGGGGAUAGAAUGUAGGAUGGAGUUUUUAGGUUGUGCUAUAGCUUCUGAGGUCCCCUGGGAGUGUGGGUGACUGUUUCUAUCUGGAGGGAAAGUAGGGAUGGGGUGCAAACGCUUUGAGAUUCAGAACUCUUAGCAUUAGGAUAGUCUGAAUUAGAUCUAAGCCCACCUCCAGGCAGGAGGAAGCCUCCUUGGGAAACACACUGAGCCUGGUCUUGGUGCACCUGAGGCUGAAGAUGUUUGUUUGGCCUGCUGGACACCCUCCCUUGGCCCUGGCUGGACUUGUCCUGGGAGCCUCUUCUCCAUACCCCGCUCCUUAGACUGCCCAAAGGGAUUGUACAUUACUGACAUGAGUCAUUUCAAAAUCUUUGUAUUGAACAGCACUGCUGGGCCAGGCUAGGCGGCAGGACUCACCCUGACUUCCUCCUUGCCCUGGGCAGAGGAGUAGGCCUCUCUGGUCUCCCCGCUCCACCACCCCACGCACAGCUGCUGGCCUGACCAUGUGGAGAGAUGAUCAUCAGGGUCGCUUGCCUUCUCCUCUGGGUCUUCAGAGCUUUCCUCUGUCCACCUCCACUUAGCCAGAAUUGACAGCUACCGGUGCCCAUCACCAGUCUGUUCGAGGAGCAAGGCCUCUCUGCAGAGGGUGCAGCUGGGAACUAUAAAAACUGAUGUAGUGGGCAAGGCUCUACCCCCUGCUGUGAACCAGGCUAAUGUAUAAUGACCAUCAGCAAGCUUAGGGAUGGGGGGCAAUGGGCUACAGGGUAGUGGAUUAAGAAUGUGGUCUUGGGGACCCAAAUGUCACUUUUUCCAUGUUCACAGUGAGUCAGAUUUCCGAGUUGUCUGGUCUGGCCACUUUCAUUUCCCCUGGGUCUGGGUGGAGUUUGGUUCAGAAAGGGGAACUGAGCCACCAGUCUUUUGAGGCCUGGGGACUGGGCUGGGGGGUCUCUUACUCUUCCUGUCGCAGCCCGGAUCUGGGCACUGCUCUGAAGAGAGGCCUGCCCGAUGGAGACUUUUUAGCAGCGUGGAGGUGGCGCUUAACAACUACAACCCAAAAAGACCCCUUGGCCAUGAACCAGCCUGCCCCCAGGGCACCCCCUCCGCCGCGCCGCGUGCGACUGAAGCCCUGGCUGGUGGCCCAGGUGAACAGCUGCCAGUACCCAGGGCUUCAGUGGGUCAAUGGGGAAAGGAAAUUCUUCUGCAUCCCCUGGCGCCAUGCCACGCGACACGGCCCCAGCCAGGAGGGGGAUAAUACCAUCUUCAAGGCCUGGGCCAAGGAGACAGGAAAGUACACCGAGGGGGUGGACGAGGCGGACCCAGCCAAGUGGAAGGCCAAUCUGCGCUGUGCCCUUAACAAGAGCCGUGACUUCCGCCUCAUCUAUGAUGGACCCCGGGACAUGCCGCCUCAGCCCUACAAGAUCUACGAGGUCUGCUCUAAUGGCUCCGCUCCUGCAGAGUCCCAGCCUAGUGAGGAUUACACUUUUGGUGCGGGAGAGGAGGAGGAGGAAGAAGAGGAAGACGUGAGCUCGGGGCCAUUCCUGGCAGCGUCGGCCUGCACUGACGUGCUCCAGAGGAUGUUACCAAGCCUGAGCAUCACAGAAGCAGUGCAACCUGGCCCCCCCAUGGCACCCUAUUCUUUACCCAAAGAGGAUGUAAAGUGGCCGCCCACCCUCCAGCCGCCUGUGGUGCUGGGCCCUCCUGCACCAGACCCCAGCCUGCUGGGCCCCACCCCUGGCAACCCUGCUGGCUUUGGGGAGCUUCUCCCUGAAGUCCUGCCGAGUCUGCAGCCUGGGCCCCUGGCUGCCAGCCUGCCCCCCACAGGCGAACAACUCCUGCCCGACCUGCUAAUCAGCCCCCACAUGCUGCCUCUGACGGACCUGGAGAUCAAGUUCCAGUACCGGGGGCGGCCACCCCGUGCCCUCACCAUCAGCAACCCCCAGGGGUGCCGGCUCUUCUACAGUCAGCUGGAGCCCACCCAGGACCAGGUAGAGCUCUUCGGCCCCGUGAGCCUGGAGCAAGUGCGCUUCCCCAGCCCUGAGGACAUCCCCAGCGACAAGCAGCGCUUCUACACAAACCAGCUACUGGAUGUCCUGGACCGCGGCCUCAUACUCCAGCUGCAGGGCCAAGAUCUGUAUGCCAUCCGCCUGUGCCAGUGCAAGGUGUUCUGGAGCGGGCCCUGUGCCUCGGCCCACGGCUCACACCCCAACCCCAUCCAGCGGGAGGUCAAAACCAAGCUUUUCAGCCUGGAGCAUUUUCUCAAUGAGCUCAUCCUGUUCCAGAAGGGCCAGACUAACACCCCACCGCCAUUUGAGAUCUUCUUCUGCUUUGGGGAGGAGUGGCCUGACCGCAAACCCCGAGAGAAGAAGCUCAUCACUGUACAGGUGGUGCCUGUAGCAGCUCGGCUGUUGCUGGAGAUGUUCUCAGGGGAGCUUUCUUGGUCAGCUGAUAGUAUCCGGCUACAGAUCUCAAACCCAGACCUCAAAGACCGCAUGGUAGAGCAGUUCAAGGAGCUCCAUCACCUCUGGCAGUCCCAGCAGCGGUUGCAGCCUGUGGCCCAGGCCCCCGCUGUGGCAGGCCUCAGUGCUGGCCAGGGGGCCUGGCCCAUGCACUCAGUUGGCAUGCAACAAUGAGACUGCAUGCAGACGGACAUUGGCACAGCUUCCCACCUGGGGGUGUGGGCUCAUGUGAAGGGUGAUGGCCCCAGUGGGCAUCUGACUGGCUACGGGGCCCACUAUCUGGGUGUCCUGGAGUGGGUUUGCACGGAGAAGGGAGAGGGAAGAGAGGUCCAAGUUCCAGGCUCUUUCCCGUAGCAUCUGAGGGAAGCUGGAAGCCAGUUUUGCUUUGAGGGCUGUCUCCCUGUAUGUGCCUCUCCUCUGCUCACUCUGGAGGAACUCAGCCAUAAGCCCCAGGAAGCAGAGAAGUAACUCCCCCACCACCCCUGGGGGGCUCGUUGAGAGGGAACGGUCUCAGAGUGGCCCACUCUUGUGGUUGCCCCAGUUCCUGUGGCCAGAAGAGCCAAGUGCUAUGGGCCAUGCUGCCUCAGCAGGGAUAGGCCUGAUCAGGUUGUGGGGUUCCCUAGUUUGGGCCUCACUUCUUCACAUCUCUCUCCUUCCUGAGAAGGGCACUUAGGUAUCAUACCGGAUCCUUAAGGCCAGCAGCUACCUCCUUGGGGUAGAAAUGGAAUUUUAUGUAUUUUUCAAUUAAUAAAUAUUAAAAACAGAUUCAGCUUACUUUUUCCAGUA
Messenger RNA from Nyctereutes procyonoides (raccoon dog), 4472 nucleotides. RefSeq names its product interferon regulatory factor 5 (gene IRF5). The coding region runs from base 2043 to 3860 and encodes 605 amino acids. Gene Ontology annotation, cellular component: nucleus. Gene Ontology annotation, biological process: immune system process; regulation of transcription by RNA polymerase II. NCBI's taxonomy places the organism in Eukaryota, Metazoa, Chordata, Mammalia, Carnivora, Canidae. The transcript has 9 exons. The record is from RefSeq and is a predicted model, not a curated record. Gene Ontology annotation, molecular function: RNA polymerase II cis-regulatory region sequence-specific DNA binding; protein binding; DNA-binding transcription factor activity, RNA polymerase II-specific.